Messenger RNA from Paraphaeosphaeria sporulosa, 1902 nucleotides. Its product is annotated as MFS nicotinic acid transporter-like protein Tna1. The coding region runs from base 131 to 1672 and encodes 513 amino acids. Gene Ontology annotation, biological process: transmembrane transport. The transcript has 6 exons. The record is from RefSeq and is a predicted model, not a curated record. Gene Ontology annotation, cellular component: membrane. Gene Ontology annotation, molecular function: transmembrane transporter activity. NCBI's taxonomy places the organism in Eukaryota, Fungi, Ascomycota, Dothideomycetes, Pleosporales, Didymosphaeriaceae.
AAUGCGGACGGUUCAACAAGGAAACCAUUACCGUUCGCCGCAGAGGAUAAUCGCGGAGUUGAGCCUCCGAUGAGCGAGCGGGACUAGGUUGCGGGAUGACGUUGCGGGGACGAGCGAGGGACGAUUCAACAUGGCGUCGGCAAUGGAGAAAGAGCGUGCUAGCAACGACAUUAGCGAUGAGAAACUCGAGGCGCAGAACCGGGAAUAUUUAGAUGCUGUUCAGACGCAUACGAAUGAUCCUAUACCAGAUCCUGAUGCGGGCUUAAGCGCUGAGGAAAGGGCUGUCCUUGAUAAAAAGUUGCUCUGGAAGCUCGACCGGUAUCUGAUACCAUGGCUUUCGUUUCUUUACCUCAUAUCGUUCCUGGAUCGGACAAACAUUGGCAAUGCGAAAAUCGACGGACUUCAAGAGGAUCUACACAUGACCAAUGGCCAAUACAACGCCACGCUUUCGAUCUUCUUCGUCUCCUACUCUGUCUUCGAGCCCCUCACCAAUGUGCUGCUCAAGAAGAUGCGUCCCAGCAUCUUCCUACCCCUCAUCAUGAUCGGAUGGGGGAUCUGCAUGACGACCAUGGGGCUGGUACACAACUACGCCGGCCUGAUGACUGCUCGCUGGUUCCUCGGUAUGUGCGAAGCAGGUUUGUUUCCCGGUGUGAAUUACUAUCUCUCUUGCUGGUACAAACGUUCCGAAUUCGGCAUACGCGCUGCCAUCUUCUUCUCCGCCGCCGCACUUGCAGGUUCCUUUGGUGGUCUCCUCGCCGCAGGCAUCGCGCAAAUGAGCGGCAUAGGCGGGAAAGCAGGUUGGGCUUGGAUCUUCAUCCUCGAAGGCCUCGCCACAAUCCUCGUCGGCAUUGCCUCCUACUGGAUGGUCCACGACUUCCCUGACGAAGCGACCUUCCUCUCGGACGCCGACCGCGCGCGCGUCCUCCGCCGCUUGCGCUCCGACCAGCAAGCCUCCGCCUCGCACGAGUCCUUCAGGUGGAAGUACUUUUGGGCAUCCGUCGCCGACUACAAGACGUGGUGCUAUGCCGUCAUCUACAUGGGCGCCGACGGCGCGCUGUACGCCUUCUCGCUCUUUCUGCCGACCAUCAUCCGCCAGCUGUACCCGCAGCACUCGUCCACGGUUACGAAUUUGCUGAGCGUGCCGCCGUACGCUGCGGGUGCGAUUGUCACGAUUGCGAUUGGGUGGCUGGCGGAUCGCACGCAUCAGCGCGGGUUGUGCAAUAUUGGCAUCUCGCUGGUCGGGAUUGUGGGAUUCAGCAUGCUCCUUGGAUCGUCUAAUCCCUCGGUAAACUACGCGGGGACGUUCCUCGGCGCCAUGGGGAUCUAUCCUUGCAUCGCGAAUACGAUCUCGUGGGCGAGCAACAACGUCGAGGGAGUAUAUAAGCGGGGUGUUUCUAUAGGUUUCAUCAUUGGUUGGGGCAACCUCAACGGCGUCAUAUCAUCCAACAUCUACCGGUCGAAGGACUCGCCGAGAUUCAAGGUGGGACAUGGGGUUGUGUUGGCGUAUCUUGUACUUUGGCUGUUUGGUGGGAGCGUUGUGACGAGGUUCCUCCUCGCGAGGGAGAAUAAGAAGAGGGCCAGAGGCGACCGUGAUGAGUGGGUGGACGGGAAGAGCGAGGAGCAAAUUCGAGACAUGGGCGACAAGAGGCCAGACUUCAUGUACACACUUUAAGCGGAAGAACGGGUGCGAAUAGCGAGGGCCGAGACUGUUGUUGUCACUGUCAGCAGUAGCAACUGUACAUAUGGUACGACGCUGAAGUGGUAGCUUGCAGCGAAGUGAUAUGAUGUAUUUAACCAUAAUCCCACACUCUGUCAAUCAGAGCUCGCUUUCGCAUCCUACAACGUCCAGAUGACAACCCUACCAUCAACACCAGUCGAGCUGAUCUUCGUGACCUGUCCACC